This is a messenger RNA of Archocentrus centrarchus (flier cichlid), 5270 nucleotides long. RefSeq names its product leucine-rich repeat-containing protein 24-like. Gene Ontology annotation, molecular function: protein binding. Bases 235 to 2094 code for a protein of 619 amino acids. The record is from RefSeq and is a predicted model, not a curated record. The transcript has 8 exons. Lineage: Eukaryota; Metazoa; Chordata; Actinopteri; Cichliformes; Cichlidae.
CUGAUGUUCGGCCGCUGUUCGCUCCAUCACCAUCUUUGUUCCCAUCGUAAGCUUGUGUGCGGUGGCCUCUGCACACUCUGGUUUGAUUCAUCCCCUCUUGCUCUGCUCUCGUCUGCAGCACCACUUAUUGAAGGCAAAUUUUUAGGACCGUCUGGGUAAGAAGGAAUAAGAAGACGUCGUGUAGGUCGGACGUCCUUAUCAGGGUCUUCUCAGCGAGUUGUGUCUCUUGACGUGAUGGCUGUGUUUUUGGUACUUCUUCUCUCCACGCUGCUCCUGUCUCUACACUCCACUCCUCUACGAGCCUCUCCUUCCUGCCCUGUGGGCUGUCGCUGCUACAGCCUCACUGUGGAGUGUGGUUCCACAGGCCUGAGGGACAUCCCCAAACACAUCCCCUCAUCCAUACAGACCAUCUUCCUUCAGGACAAUGUGAUUGGUCAGAUCCAUCGCCAGGACCUCACUUCGCUGAAGCACCUGCACUACUUGUAUCUGCAGAACAACACCAUCUCAGCAGUGGAGCCCGGCUCUUUCCAGAAUCUUGGUCAGUUAUUGGAGCUAGCAUUGAAUGGGAACCGGAUCCACUUGGUGACAGCUGAUAUGUUUCAGGGACUUGAACAUCUACGCAUUCUCUACCUGGCAGGAAAUGACAUCACGCGGCUGUUAGACUACACCUUCCGUGGUUUACAGCGUCUGCAGGAGCUCCACUUACAGCACAAUAGUAUAGAGACUUUAGCUGAUCAGGCUUUAGUUGGUUUGACUUCUCUGGCUCUGCUGGACCUGAGCAGGAAUAACCUCCACACAAUUGGCCCUGCAACAUUGCGGCCAUUGGUCAGCCUGCAGGUGCUGCGCAUAACAGACAAUCCAUGGCGCUGUGACUGUGCUUUGCACUGGCUGAGGACCUGGAUUGAUGAAGAGGGUCAGCGGCUGCUCAGCUCUGCAGAACGUCGACUGGUUUGCACUGAGCCACCACGCCUCUCCCAUCUAAGCUUGGUGGAGGUUCCUCUCAACAGCUUGGUCUGUAUCCCUCCACUGGUGCAGCUGGAGCCCAAGAGGCUUGCAGUGCACCUGGGAGAGAGCCUCAGGGUGUCGUGCCAUGCCACUGGUUAUCCUCGGCCACAGGUGACCUGGAGGAAGGCUUCCCAGGGUAAGGUGGUGCUUUCUCCCAGAGGCUUGGUUCAGGAGUUGGAUGCAGGUGGAGGCGGAGUGGGAGGAGCAGAGGAGCCCUCACAGGAAGGCAGAGUCAGUCUCCAGAAGACUGAUGGCGAGCUCUUUGACCCUGACACUGGCAGUGGCAUGCUGUUUCUCAGUAAUGUAACUGUGGCCCAUGCAGGUUUCUAUGAAUGUGAAGCCUGGAAUGCAGGAGGUGUGGCUAGGGUCACCUUUCAACUUGCCAUCAACUCAUCCACAUCCUCCUCUACUUCCUCCUCCAUCUGGGCUUCAUGGUCCCAGGUGUCCUCACCAUACUCACCUGCCUGGCCUCGACUGAGGAGUCACGGUCCUGCUUUGGGCUCAGAUGUGAGCCGGGAACCCCUAUAUGCUCUGGGCAGCAUGGCCUUCAGUGCUCUGGGAGCUGCCACUCAGACUGCAAUUGCUGUGGGCAUCUCACUGCUGACUUUGACCGCUCUGCUGCUUCUCGCCAUGAUCUACAGUCGACAUCACCAACGAGACAAAGAGGCUGAUGGGGCUGAAAAGGAGGAGAGCAUCCUGUAUGUCAAUGACUACUCUGAUGGCCCCACCACCUUCGCCCAGCUGGAGGAGUACCGUGAUGAGCGUGGCCAUGAAAUGUAUGUUCUCAACAGGGCUAAGCCUGUGCUUACUCCUGCUCCGCCAACAGCUGUGUCCACCACUAGCCUGGGCUGUCCAGCACCAUCUGAUACCUCCAACCACACCCUGUCCUCUGGCCCUGGGCAGACCAUGAGCCCCAGUCUGGCCCCUGACAAGCAGCAGCAGCAGGAUGGUGACAUAAGGACCAUGAGGAGAAUGGCAGGGGAGGGAGGGGAGGCAGAGCCUGUGAUUACAUCAGAGGCUGAAGGGAUGUUUCUCAACCACACAGGCCUCUUCAUAGACUCUCCCAUUGCUUAUGAGAUCCACUGCUAAAGAAAGAAAGCAAUCCUGCAACACAGGGCAAAAUAUGUUUGUGUAACUAAGUGGUUUACACAGGGUGCAAUUGCUGGAAUGUACCAAAAAGUGACAGAAGUACUGUUCUGUGCGGAAGGAUUUUCUUUCUGCAAGACUACAGUGACAGAUCUUAUUGGAGUAACUUUCUAUACUGAGCAGAGCUCACAAUCUUGCUGACCUCUAAAACACUGAAACUUUUAAUGGACAUACUGUGGCCUUGAGUGCCAAAAAGUGAGUGGCUAGAUGGUCAGUUAGAGGCUCCUAUACUCAAGGACAUUAACUGGAGCUUCACACAACUCAACUGUCCUGCACAUGAUCAUUCACACCAGAAACUUUUACCACCACUGGUUUGCUAGCAUUAACGUCUGUCCUGUCAGGGACUCAGAGCUCACUGGGAGGCUGAGUACAAGAAGAAGAGGGAAAUCAAGGCACCUUCCAGUGGGAAACCUUGCGUGUUAUAUAGCCUAACUACUGUCAAUAUCUGGAUGUUUUCAUUUAAUCCCAGGCUGGAAGUGCAGUGGAUUUUGCAAUUAUUUAACUAUGUAGGAAAAUGUUAAUUGUCACAGAGUAGGGCUCAUAUUUUCAGUCUGAGUUUUAUUUCUCAACUCUCAUUCUGUCUCUCACUAUCAUUACCCAUCAGUUUUGCUCAGUGUGGCACCAAAAAUGAAUCUCUCCUCUCUGUAUUAUGAAUUGAGCUCAGCUUACUAUGACUCUUGGAUUUACCUGGCUUUACUAACUCCUAGCACAUGUGGUUGUGGAUGUCUGGCACCACUGAUCUGAGUUCCAGCUGGGUUUUUCAAUCCACAUGGAGGCAGAGUUCUUACCUGGGUAAAACAUAGUCAGCAGUACAAUCCAUAUUCAACUGCUUCAGAAUGAACAAGCUGAUGUGAAUGAGAAAUGAACUGCUUUCAAAGCAGAGUGGGGCAAGGCUUGAAAAAACAAGAACUGAGUGCCCAGUAACGUCCACCUGACUGAAUGUUUUUACUUUUAAAUGAUCAAGUGUGUGGAUUACUUUUAAAAACAGACAGUCCUAUCUUUGAGCCUGGAUAUAUUUAGGAUUUGAAUCUUGUUUUUCUUUCCUGUUCAUUUAAUUGAUUUUUAUUCUAAAUGUGCACUUAAAGUUGUGGUCAAGUUUACAUACACUCCUGAAUGUCAUGGUAAUUCAUUUUAAUCAUUUCUUUGAACUGUUCUUUUUCCAAGGUGGAAUGAUUGUACAGCAUACAUGUUAAUGACUAAAAAAAAAAACCAACAACAACAACAAAUGUGCGCAGAAGUUUGAAUUUAUUUUUGAAUUUCUCUAAUACACACAGGAUCAAAAGUACACAUACAGGCACAAAUGUGUGAUUUGAAACUGAAGGUUCUACAGUGUCUUUUAAGUUUACAAGGCUAUUAAGUUCAUGACUGACCACAACUAAUAGUUUGUCUUUGCCAGCAUAAAAGCGAUUUGUUUUGACGGCACCUAAGAAGAGUUGUAGAGUUACAAAAGUUGGGAAGGUCUCUUGGAGCCAUUUUUAAACAACUGCCGAUUCCAAGAACAUCAGUUCAAACAACCGAAUAACUUGUAUGUAAGUACAAGUACAUACAUGAGUAAAGCAUCCACCUAUUUGAGUUACCACUUUUCCAAGGUCUGGAGGGAGAUCCAGAUUGUCACAUUCAGAUGAGAGGAAAUUCCACAUAGUCCACAAAUAUGUGUCCUGUUUAUAGAAGAAUUGGAAGAUUGUUUGCAGCUGACAGGGAAAAAUCAAGGAAUAAAGUUCCAUCUAAGAAUCUAUAUUAAUUAGGCUAUGCUCAUCAAGGAAAGAUAGACUUACGACACUGCUGAAAAACUUUGAGCCCAGAGGACCAAGGGAUCUUCCAGGAAUGGUGACACUAUACGUCAGUAGGCUGUAAUUCCAUACUUGCUGAUCUCUAAUCUUGAACAUAACUUUCUUUGGAGCAGAUUAGGUUUGUAACAUAGGUUACCAUGGCAAUAUCCCCCAGUAAUAAGUGACCCACCUUCAUAGUACAGAAAACCCAGGGUUGAACCUGAAGUUUCCUGGAUAAGAUGGUGCACAGCACACCUGCAGUGGAGUAGGUGUGCUGUGCACCAUAAGUAAACAACAUAAAUUACCAGGUUACUGUGGCAAUCUGCACAAAUCCUGUGUUGUGAUACAAGGCGCCAGUAUAUGUCCACAAAAAUGUGCACAUUUUUGAAAUGCAUUGUUGGAUUUUGCCGUCUUGUGUGCCAUAAUUCAAGAUGAACAUUCAAAAGGAAGAAGCACUCAGUGGAAAGGAAUGAAUGGCCACAGAGGAUAUAAGUUGUGCUUCGCACAUCUCCUCUUUGACACUACUGUCUGAUAUUCAGUGAAAGGACAUGCUUUUAUUGGUCCAGUCUGUACUUUGUCCAGUUUUUACAUUGUGUCUAAGAAAAGACGUUUAAAUGAUGUUCAGUUCUUACACAUAUUCAUUCAUCCAUAAAUGUGCAAUUCAACACCACUAUCUCCACUGCAAAUGAAUUUAACCCAUUUAAGAUGAUCAGUCUGGCUGAACAGCAACUGAUGGCACAGCACGACUCUCCAUUCUCAACCGAAAGAACAAUGUAGGUGGGAAUGCCAUAAUUACUUCAUGACUGAAUUGCUUUUUUAGUCCUUAGCCCUUAUUUAUAAUUUGUUAUACAGUGUCUGAACAAAGAAGAGAGAUGUUUUUUUUCUGAGACAGGCAUAAUGGCAAUAUAAACAUUGUACUAAAUGGUAUAUUUAAAAUCUGGCAUAUUGGUUGGUAAAUUUUGUAUAGAAAUGCUACAUGUGGACCUGAUGAUUCCAGAAAUGUUCAGCAGGUCAAACAUCUCCAUAGAAACAUUCUGGAUUGGUGAUUUUUUUUUCAAACACAGAAUACUUUGAACUGUAUGGGACUGUGGUAAAUGCUGUACUGUUAAACUGAACGUAUCACUACCACUGAGUACAUUCUCCAAAUGUUUAAAAAUAUUUGGCAUUAAAAGUAUACCAGCAGUGUAUUGUGAUCUCACGCUAACUCUUGUGGUAGAGGGCUGCACACACGGCUGUUCCACAUCUCUUAAGAUUGAUUUUGUGUGGUUGGGUCCAGUAUUGCUGUGGGUCUAAUGAAUAAUCUGAAUGCUGCUGUUGGCACUGAUGUUCUCUCUAGCCAAGAUUUGGACC